AUGCCCAACUAUGCAAGGUUCAUGAAUGAUCUAUUAUCAAGGAAGCGUAAGUUGCAGGAAUGUGAGACGGUGAAUCUGACGGAGGAAUGUAAUGCUAUCAUCCAAAAGAAGUUACCUAUCAAAGUCAAGGAUCCAGGGAGCUUCAGCAUUCCAUGCAUUAUAGGCAAAGUGGAAGUGGACAAUGUUUUAUAUGAUCUUGGAGCUAGCAUCAAUGUCAUGCCACUCUCCAUGAUGAAGAAGCUGGGGAUUACUGAAGUGAAGCCUACAAAGACGAUAGUGCAACUAGCUGACCGUUCUUCAAAGCAAGCUUAUGGCAUCAUUGAAGAUAUAUUGGUUAAGGUUGACAAGUUCUUCAUUCCUGUUGAUUUUUUCAUCCUUGAAAUUGAGGAAGAUGCCACAAUUCCAAUGAUCUUCGGAAGACCCUUCUUGGCAACUUCAGGAGCACUAAUUGAUGUACUUAAGGGCGAGCUGAUAUUACGGGUAGACGGAGAGCAGGCAACUUUCAAGUUCUUUGACAAAGAAGUCCCCUCAUCCGUAGCUCAACCGGAAGAUUAA
Molecule: messenger RNA, 555 nt
Organism: Gastrolobium bilobum
Lineage: Eukaryota; Viridiplantae; Streptophyta; Magnoliopsida; Fabales; Fabaceae
Exons: 1
Coding region: 1-555 (184 amino acids)
Source: RefSeq, a predicted model, not a curated record